Molecule: messenger RNA, 4590 nt
Organism: Lineus longissimus
Lineage: Eukaryota; Metazoa; Nemertea; Pilidiophora; Heteronemertea; Lineidae
Product: sialoadhesin-like
Exons: 5
Coding region: 3013-3948 (311 amino acids)
Molecular function (GO): protein binding
Source: RefSeq, a predicted model, not a curated record
AGAAAAAAAAUUCAAACAAUUUUUUGACGUUAGAGAAAUGACGAUGAGAUAUGAAUUCUUGUCCUGGACACGUUUACGAACUGAAAGUUCAAUACCCUUUUUGAAAGGCAACCAUCUUUUGAAAUUUAUGAGCAGUAGGCCUAUUCGUUGAUAUCAUUGAGACUACCUUUGGAACUCUGGAACGGAUUUGGGUUUCGAAGUUUAAAAGAAAUCAGAUUCAGUGGAGAAUGAUGAUGACUUCCUCAACUUUCCGACUCAUUGCUCUUCUCGCGGCUCUGGCUGGCAUAGAAGCGGGUGCAUCCACCACACCAACCUUGGCUGCGACCGUACCUGCUGCAUUGGCUGGAUCGACAAGCAGUCUUCUCUAUAUACAAAUAACAAGCACGGUGUCCUUCAGUUGCACAAAUGCACCCGGUGUCGUGUCCAUAGGAUACAAAUGGUUGAAAGACGGAGUCGUUUUGAAUACAACCACGGCCAGUGAAUUCAACAAGAUAUUCGCUUGGAGUGAUAACGGAUCAUACACGUGUAUAACAACGGAAGUCAUGGCGGUAGACAGUAUGCCCUCAAAUCCUGUGGUCGUAAAAGCUGGGGGCCCAGUCCUUGGAUCGGAACUCGAGAUCAAUCCCCUGGACAUAACCAGCCGUGGGGCCACUAUCACUUGGAAGAAACCCACAGAACCAUCAGACAGCUUUGCCAUUUACAAAGUCGUCUUAAAGCCAGACACAAAAGGGGCGAUCAUUAUCGUUCCCACGAAGGAUGCGACAAACCCAUCCUGUGCUUUAACGAACCUUCAAUCUCACACGGUGUACACAGUUACAGUAUCCACUGAGACCGAAAUCGGAAGUGUAAAGGUUGAGGGCUAUUCAAAAUCUGCGUUGUUUGUUACGCGGGCGGCUGCCAUGUUGCACCUCCCCGUAACCAUGAACAUCUACAUCACAAGUGCAGGUAUGGUCGCCCUGUUUGCCUCGGUCGUCGCUGGCAUUUGAAUGGAGAAUUUUAAAAGUAGGGCAAGUGGAACUGUAGCUGUGUGACACCUGUGUGUCCCACUCUGAGCACGAACGAUUUAUCACUGUGGGUAAAGGUAUUGGUUUACCUUUGCAACACAAUCGAAACAAGGCCCUCCCAUUGGCACCCCCUAAAAGCGCUACCCACUGCCCACCCACUACCCGGCCAGUACCUCUCGUUCCGGGCCAUAUUCCGUGUUUUAUUGCUACCCUUCUCGACUGGAUGUUGCUGCCCGUCCCACUACUAUACACUGUGCAACGGUCUACCCGGGUGUCUACCCGUGCAAACAUUACUGAUUUUUAGAAAUCCACAGCACGAUAACAACAAAUAAUGUAAGCGUAACUCUUUUUUAUUGCAAACGUCCACCACCAAUGUCCAAACACAUAACAAAUACAUACUACACCAAACUCUGGACUCUGAUACAGUCGUGGCGGUCAUUGUUCCUUUGUCACGCUUUAUCCUGACUGCUUAUAUCACAUAAAAACAUGAUUGUGUAAUUCACACAAAAACGUGAUUGGCGAAUCACUUAAAAGCAGGAUUAAUAGUACAAUCACGGUUUAGCUUGAAUGAACCAAAUCACGUCGAAGUCUGAUCAAAUCACACCAAAACGGGAUACUAUCGGCAUUUGGUUACCGAUUUUUCGGGAGCAGAAUUAUUUCACACUGUAAUACUGCAGACCUACCUAAAACCAGUAAACUUCUCAUGUUAUAUUAUGUGAAUAGUCAUCUAGUCAUAGGCAGAGAUAAGCCUAGAAACCUCUGAGGUAGGCUUAACAUUUGGUCCAGCGGCGAUUAACUACCGGUAAACAAUGGAAGUAAAGGGGGCGAGUACAAGCAAUCCCGAGAUAUGGGCUGCACAGUGAUAUGGCCCCAAAGGUACUGGGUAGUGGGUGUGUAGUGGGUAGUGCAUGGGUAGUGGGUGGUGCUUUUAGGGGGUGCCUAGGGGGUGCCCCUCCCAUUACAGUGUUGGAGGGGUACAAUCGGAUAAACAUAAUAAAUGCGGUCCUUACGCCCCUCAAAAUGGCUCGAACUAAUCUUUUGUAUGUUUCUUUUGUGUCGUCAUUUCCUCUCCAGGUAAGCACGUAUUUUAUUAGGAAAACCGAUACCUUUAGCCACCGUAAUGAUAGCGUGUACCAUAAAUAUUAGCCAAAAUGUUAGAAUCACAGAUCGUGGAUAAAUUGUACAUUUUAACAUGCAUAAAUGUUGCGGUAUUCAAACGGCGAUUCAUCUUUGAAUAAAAUCUUCAUGUGAGCUUUGUCGGACACGGAUCGAUGAACAAUUAAUGAUAUAAAAUGUAAGUGGACCACGGCCUAUUCGUCGUUUCUACUGCUUUAAAGGGACAACUUGGGCAUGAUAUGUGUUGAUGUUACAUACAAAAUUGGCUUCCGGCAGUACCGUGACUUCUCCAAACAGGAUAAUUGGAGAAAAAAAUAUUGAACUGCAUUGAACAAAGAUGCGCUAAAAUGGGGUGGAACCAUUGUCCUGCCUGAAAUUCACACGUCCUGUCCAAACCUGCCUAGCAACACUGGCAAAAAUCUUUAUUAUAUACGUGACACUAGAAGUGACGGUACAUGGUGGCCAGGUAAAUACCACGCCCAAGUUGUCCCUUUAUGGAAACCACCCGGACUAUAACGCAUAGAAUAUUGGAACAUUUUGUAAAUAGCACAUGUCUAACAACACGAUUGCGACCUUUUCACAAUAGAAUAUUUUACUGCACAUAUCAAUGUUUUGUGUCAUUUCAAACGACAGUCUCUUUACAAUAUUCCACAAGCCUUUGGCUCAACUUGAACAUGGACUAUAGCCUUAUUUGAUUUACAUCUUCAUGAAGAGAGAAUUCAAACGUCUUUAUUGCAGACCAAAAUGUGUCUUUUAUGGCAUUUACGCUGUACAGUAGAACCUCUCUAUUAACGACACUCUUUGGACUGACAAAUGCGUUCUCCAUAGAGACAGAGAGGUCAAAAUCAAGUUAGACAACCAACUUGGGACCAAAACAAGCAUCUUUAAUAAAAUGGACAUCCUUUUUAGCGAAGUGUCCGCUAAGGGAGGUUCCACUGUAUAUGGAUCUCCAAUUGGUAUGUCUAUUCUGACGACUCAAGAAGCGUCAGUGACGUGUCUGAAUGAGACAAAAUUUGGAACACAGAACAGGAACGAGUUUGCUUUAUUCAUGACAGAUUCUGCCGCAAAUGAUAUGGUGAUGUCUACUAUCUUCCACAUUAUUGCUCUUCUGACACUGGUUGACAUCGAAGCGGCUAAACUCGCUAAACCAACCUUGAGCACAUCAGGAUCUGGACUUGACGGAUCAACAGGCAACUUUCUCUACUUACGAAUGAGCGAUUCAAUGUCCUUCACGUGUGUACAGUCGGAAGCGGGUAUAAAAGAAUAUCAAUGGUUGAAAGAUGGAGUCCUUCUCCAGACAACAUCAACCAAUUUACUCAAGAAAUCGUUCGCUCACUGGACGGAUAACGGGGUGUACACGUGUAAGGUAAUAGCAUCCUCUGGCGUGGCAGACAACAGUGACCUCUCCGAGCCCGUGGCCGUAAAAGCUGGGGGCCCGCUCCUCGGCUCGAGAAUAGUGAUCGUGGCCUCGGAUAUAACAAGCAAUGCCGCCACCAUCACUUGGGCGAAACCCACAGAACCAUCAGACAGCUUUACCUCCUACAAGGUCGUCAUCUCGCCAGCCACGGAAGGUGCAACAGCUUCUGUUCCCUCGAAGGACGUGGCUAACCCGUCCAGUGUUUUAACUAGGUUACAACCUUACACAAUAUAUACUGUCACCGUGUCCACGGUGACAGAAUUUGGAAGCGUAAAGGUUGAGGGCUACACAAAAGUAGGACUAUUUCUUACGAGAUCGGCUGCUCUAUUGCACGGGCCUGCAGCCAUGAGCAUCUAUUUCACAGGUGCAACCAUGGUCGCCCUUUUUGCCUCAGUGGUCACUGGUGUUUAAAUGAAGAAGGUGUAUCAUGUACACUGUAGGUAUGACACAUGGAUGUAGCUGUGUGCACCUUGACGAAAUAGUACAGAUCAUUGCAACAAAACAGGAAAAUCUUAAGACACAAUACCAGUACCUGCUGGCAGUAUCGAUUUCACCGAGGGGCAUCCAGAUAAAAAAGUACUACAGUGGAAUCUCCUUAAGCGUACACCUCUCUAUUAAGGACACUUAUUUUGGUCCCAAAUUGGUUGUCUCUUCAUUAAUUCUGACAUCCUCUAUAAUCAGCACACCUCCCUAUCAAGGAAAGCCUUUGUCAGUCCAAAGUCCCAAUAGAGAGGUUCUACUGCAUUUGUCGGCAUUGCAAUUUUCAACUACUUGUAGUUCUGAAAGUUCAGGCCAUCUUUUCGGAUGAAACCAAUGGCAACGCCAAUAACGGGCAAAGUUAUAACGUUAACAUGCAAAGUCACCGACCUAGUGCACCCCCUCAGGCUUUAUGUCGGGGAGAACUCCCUUUUAUAGCUGAUCUUAAAUAUUCCACCAACUACCAUCCACCAUGACUGCAUGGGAAUUACUGAACAUUUAUCGCACAAAAACUUAUAGAUAAUAGGCACACGUACACGUAGUAACGAUAGAUAUUGCUGUUUUUACUCAUGUCAU